Molecule: messenger RNA, 1308 nt
Organism: Parastagonospora nodorum SN15
Lineage: Eukaryota; Fungi; Ascomycota; Dothideomycetes; Pleosporales; Phaeosphaeriaceae
Exons: 1
Coding region: 1-1308 (435 amino acids)
Source: RefSeq, a predicted model, not a curated record
AUGGUACAGAUAGUCUGGGCGGACCCCGUCUUCGCGGCUCACAGAUUAUAUGAAUCCUGUAUCCCCGACGCCUUCGACAAUCCCUUCUUCUCCAUAACCCGAGUCUGGCGGCCCGCCCUCUCAGCCCUCAUCGCCUUCGCCUACGCGCUCUACAUCCUCGCCUACCCACCCAAAUACAAGAAACUCAGCAUCCUCACCCUCAGCAUCCCCGUCUGCUACGCCUUCUGCUACUCCCAGGACAUCGCGCCCAGCUUCACCGUCUGCGACACCUUCACGCGCUUCCUGUACAUCUGGCUCGCACAUGUCAGCCUCGAGGUCACCAUCCUCGAAUGGUCGCCGCCCGUGACUAAGGAGAAUCCCGGCACGUGGAAGACACGCAUCGCCAGCGCGUAUAAAGUCCUCUUCGCGCGCGAGAACCGCAGAGAUGUACUCAACAGCAAGUCCAAGCACGGCUACUCGCGCGCGCAAUUCGUCGGAAUCCACGCGAUGAAAGCAAUCGGGCUGUACAUCCUACAGAACGCGUGGUACACGUUUACAUGGUACUACCUGAUCCGCGAGCCAGUGCACGGCGCCGACAAGGCGAUAUUCUUCCGGCGGCUGCCCGAGUCGUUUAACGCGGACGAGCUGUGGGCGAGCUUCGAUAACGUGGUGCACUGGUGCGUUGUCAACAUGUUUCUGUACGAGGCGUAUCACAGCGUGUUUGCGGUGUUGUUUGUCGGCCUGGGGCUCGAUCAGCCGGCGGAGUGGAGCAUGAGUCUGUUCGGCCAUAUCAGCGAGGCGUACACGGUGCGCAGGUACUGGGGCAAGCACUGGCACAAUUACAUCUACGCGAGCUUCAAUGGACACACGCAGAUCGUGACGAGGAAGUGGCUGCGCAUGCGCAGGGGCAGGACGUCCACGCGCCUCGUGGAGAACACAAUGGUGUUUGCGAUGAGCGGGCUGAUGCACAGUGCCGUCCGGUUCGUGCAGGACCCCGGCGCGUCGGACUGCAUGGUCAUUACGCUGUGGUAUAUUGGGCAGAUGGUGCCGAUUGUCAUCGAGGGCAUUGUGGUCGUGUACUGGCAGGACUUGAAGGAGAAGUUUGAGGUCAAGGAGAACAAGUGGCUGACGAGGUUUGAGAGGACGGUGGGAUAUGUGUGGGUGAUUGGAUUUAAUAUGUGGAGUAUCACCAAGUACAUCCAUACCCGCAAUGAGUGGGCUCAGGUCGCGAUGAAGAGGCAGUAUGCGGAGGCUUUGGAGGCUUGGAACAUUACGCAGGCGAAUGCCAUGCAGGGACUGCAGGCGGUUGAGGGGAAGGUGGAGCUUUGA